Messenger RNA from Postia placenta MAD-698-R-SB12, 537 nucleotides. RefSeq lists its product as hypothetical. The record is from RefSeq and is a predicted model, not a curated record. The transcript has 2 exons. Lineage: Eukaryota; Fungi; Basidiomycota; Agaricomycetes; Polyporales; Adustoporiaceae. Bases 1 to 537 code for a protein of 178 amino acids.
AUGCCCCCCGUGUCCCUCGUCGUCGACGCACAGACGCCUCAUCAGUCCGAGCAAGCAGCUUUAAACGGACAUCGCGCCCUCACACCGCUAAUCUCUGGCGCCGUUUCCGGCGGCGCAAUCGGCAUCGCGUGGGUCGUCGGCCUGCUCAUCUAUGUCUACCGGCGCUGGCGAGGCCACAGAGCGGUGCGUGCCGCCGGCCUCCGCAGCCACCGCGAGCUCGACGUGCCUCCACCCAAGCCCGAGGCCUUCAUCAUCCCGCCCGACCCCGCCGUGAUCCUGGGCGUGCACGCUCCCGGAGAGCGCGUCGUCUUCGAUGACGAGCCCAAGAAGCGAGAUCAGACGAAGCAUGCGAAGACCGUGCCGCUAGGGGAGACGGAGAAGGCAGGCAAGCGAAGAGAGCACCUGCGGCCGUUGGACACGGGUCGAGUCGUAUCCGCACCACAAUUGCCAACGACCUUGAGCCCGCCACCAGAUCGUGAGACAUUGGCGGCUCGUCUCAUCUCGUCUUAUGAGGUCGGUUCUUCGUCGCGUACCUGA